CCAAACCCUAUUUGCAAAAAACAAAAAUAAAAAUGAUAUCUUUUCUCAGCUUCUCUAAUUUGGGCUUGAACAGAAUGGAAAAUUUCAAGCUUUUUUAAGCACCAAAAGGGACUUUCAUCAUUCAUGGCCAUGAUAGAUGCGAUGUUUGGGUGACAAUAUCUUGUGCCUGACUCUUCUUUCUUCCAAUUAAAUCUGAAAUCGAAUUAAAUCUGAAACCCACAUAGUUGAAGAGAACCCAAAAUUUCCAUCCUCUCCCUGUCCAAUUUCAACCUCUCAGGCUCCUAAAAUAGACCAUUUCAUGGUUUCGAUCUCGUGGGGUUUGCUUCUUUGACAAGGUCCUCUCGAAGCCAGCACCUCUCUCUCUCUCUUUCUCUGUUUUCAUCUUUUUCCCCCCUUUCUUGAUCUAUCACUAAAACCCAACAAAUGUAUGGAACACAAAGUAAGAGAGACAUUGCCUUUGAACUCCAAUCUCAAAUUCCAAUCUUGAGGCCCAGCAUCCAUGCCAGGAGGGCACACCUAGUUGUAAAGUUCCAAGAUCUCUAUGGUUUCACAGUAGAGGGGAAUGUGGAUGAUGUCAAUGUGUUGAAUGAGUUGAGAGAGAAGGUGAGGCAGCAGGGCAGAAUAUGGUGGGCAUUGGAGGCCAGCAAAGGAGCCAAUUGGUACUUGCUGCCUUCCAUCUCCGAAGGCCAAUCCCUCAAGGCUUCACUUAAGUUAUCAGCUUUGGCAAACGCCGUAACUCUAAAGAGGCUCAUCAGGAAGGGAAUUCCGCCGGUACUCCGGCCCAAGGUGUGGUUUUCUCUUUCUGGGGCGGCUAAGAAGAAAUCCACGGUGCCGGAGAGCUAUUACAAUGACUUGACCAAGGCGGUCGAGGGGAAGGUCACCCCGGCGACGAGGCAGAUUGAUCAUGACCUACCACGAACUUUCCCUGGUCACCCAUGGUUGGACACUCCAGAGGGUCAUGCUGCUCUCCGCCGUGUUCUUGUAGGAUAUUCUUUCCGUGAUUCUGAUGUUGGUUAUUGUCAGGGCUUAAAUUAUGUUGCAGCAUUACUAUUGCUUGUAAUGAAAACAGAAGAAGAUGCAUUUUGGAUGUUGGCUGUCCUUUUGGAAAAUGUGUUAGUUCAUGAUUGCUAUACAAACAACUUAUCAGGAUGCCAUGUUGAACAAAGAGUUUUCAAAGAUCUACUUGCUAAAAUGUGCCCAAGGAUAGCCGCUCAUUUGGAAGCUUUGGAUUUUGACGUCUCACUUGUUGCAACAGAGUGGUUUCUAUGCCUCUUUUCUAAGAGCUUGCCUUCAGAGACAACUCUGCGGGUGUGGGAUGUCCUGUUUUAUGAGGGGGCAAAGGUACUAUUCCAUGUGGCAAUGGCAAUCUUUAAGAUGAGAGAGGAGGAGUUGCUUCUAACCUGUCAUGUUGGUGAUGUGAUUAACAUAUUGCAGAGAACCACUCAUCACCUCUUUGAUCCUGAGGAAUUACUUACGGUGGCGUUUGAUAAGAUUGGUUCUAUGACAACCAAUACAAUAUCUAAGCAAAGGAAAAAGCAAGAACCAGCAGUCAUGGCAGAGCUUGAUCAAAGAUUAAGACGGCUAAACUCCAUCAAAUUGGAUGAUAAAUAAGGAGUGCUGUUUAUCAGAGUGUAAUGUGUGAGUCAUACUGGUAGGGGCUUGUUGCCCCUCUAGGGAAGGAAUGAAAUUAUGCCCUUCUUUUUCCAUUCCUCUCAAGGGAAGGAUCAAGCAUAGAGAGUGGCGGUUGAUUUUCAAUGUUGUAUGUGACAAAUGUAAAUUUCAUACUGAUAAAUUAUAUACAGUUAAUGACAUCAAAAUUCAGGGCAUUGUUUAAUCUUCUCUGCCCUGUAAGUUA
Carya illinoinensis is the source of this 1855-nucleotide messenger RNA. Its product is annotated as growth hormone-regulated TBC protein 1-like. The transcript is spliced from 7 exons. Lineage: Eukaryota; Viridiplantae; Streptophyta; Magnoliopsida; Fagales; Juglandaceae. The record is from RefSeq and is a predicted model, not a curated record. The coding region runs from base 424 to 1611 and encodes 395 amino acids.